Messenger RNA from Labrus mixtus (cuckoo wrasse), 2878 nucleotides. It is a transcript of the gene samsn1a, whose product is annotated as SAM domain, SH3 domain and nuclear localisation signals 1a. Gene Ontology annotation, molecular function: protein binding. The transcript is spliced from 15 exons. NCBI's taxonomy places the organism in Eukaryota, Metazoa, Chordata, Actinopteri, Labriformes, Labridae. The coding region runs from base 134 to 2122 and encodes 662 amino acids. The record is from RefSeq and is a predicted model, not a curated record.
UUCACUGUGGUAUUAAUCUGAGAAGACAGCAGGCGACCAAGGCUGGGCUCACACUGAUCUGUUGUGUCUCUCUCUGUCACUCUGGUGCUUCCAUCAGAGAAAACGGAAACAACGAGGACACGUCUCAGCCAUCAUGAACCUUUUCUGCUUUUCACUGGAGGGGUCUAUGGACAGCCUGUAUGAGGUGGUACAGAACUCCAGUGAUGGUCCACAACCGCCCAUCCCCAGCCGCUCCUCCAGUCGCUCAUGCAGCCGCUCAUGCAGCCCGGCGGUCCUUCUGGAUGACAACACAAAGUGGAGAGGGUCUGGAAGGUCUAUAUCUAUGGAGAUGCCUCAGGGGAAGAACUCUAGUAAAAAGAAAAGAAGAACACAUAUAUCCAAGUCUGUAUCAGAUAAUGAAGCACUUGCAGACUGUAAUACCACCGUCUGGCAGCCUGCCAAGAGCCGAGAAGAUUUAGUCCACAUCACCAACAAUCACAAUGAAGAGACAAGGAGGGCUAAACACAGAGCAGAGACCAAAGAAGGAAAAGGAGCACAUCAUUCUGCCACAAAGAAAAAGGAGAAAGCCCCCUCAAGUCAGAGUAUCCACACCACUGGUGUGACUACAGAAACUAAACCUCCUGUCAAAAGAGGCCAAAAGCCUGGAAAGAAAGCAGCUGGAAAGAGUGUAAAAGAAGCACCAAAGAAGACUCAAAAUGCCACAGUGCACUCCCCAUCAUGUGCAAUGAGCCAACAAAUGGGACCCCAGUAUUUGGACGUGCCAUUCAGGUCAGACCGGAGGCCGUACCCGGGCAAGUCCUCCACCCUCCCCUCUCAGGAGAACACGACCCCAGGCAGGUGCACAGACAUGCUCACCCUCCCUGGUGGAGCUACACCCACCCACACCCACCACCAGCGUUGGAGCAGCCCGGGUGACAGUAGUCCUGCCUGGGGGACCAUCCAGCACACCUGCCGCAGGCCGCUUACAGAGUACCGUGUGUACUCCCAUGACUUAACCGCGCUUAAUGGGAAGGACUGGGAGGGAGGACAGCAGUCAGGGACUGCCCAGGAUGACAGCCUACAACAGGACUGUAAACCACAGAUCCCUCCAAAGGUGUCGCGAUCUAUCACAGAUGUGGAUCUGUCAAAACCAAAUCGCUCCACCAGCUUCGGCAAGUUUGAGGCUCUCAGACAUCCACCAUCGCAAGCCAAACCAGAGGACAAUGGAACAACCCUCAUGGAAGAAUGUGAGGACCCUCAUAAAUCAGCCGGGAUUGGGAAGAAGAUGAAAGCUAUUUCAUUGACCAUGCGCAGAAGAAUGGGCAAAAAACAUGCCAAGUCUUUUUCAGAGGAGACAGGUGAUGACACAGACAAAGAACCAGAGGCAGAGACAGAGAGCAGCAAUCCUCCUGAGAAAAACCCAACACAGACCAGCAACUCCUUAGAAAGUCUCUACAGUGGACAGAGCUCUUCAAGUGGUGUGACCAGUGAGUCCAAUGGUUCUGGUCAGAGGGACAGUCUGAGGCUGGAGGAGGACGGCUCCUAUCAGGGUCAGUUCUGUGGCAGAGCUCGCGUCCACACAGACUUUGUUCCAAGUCCGUAUGACACAGAUUCCCUCAAACUCAAGGUCGGUGACAUCAUCAACAUCAUCAGUAAGCCUCCAAUGGGAAUCUGGACCGGCAUGCUGAACAACAAAGUGGGCAACUUUAAAUUCAUAUAUGUGGACAUUUUGGUGGAGAAAGGUGAAGAGGAGGAGGCUCCCAAAGUCAGACAACAGAAGUUGAGCAAAAGACCUCGGCCUAAAACAUUGCUCGAGUUACUGGAGCGACUGAAUCUUCAGGAGUAUGCCUCUGCCUUGCUGCUAAAUGGAUAUCAGACGGUGGAGGACUUGCUGCACCUGCAGGAGAAACACCUGAUAGAGCUGAACGUCAAAGACCCAGAGCACAGACACAGACUCCUGGCUGCUGCUGAAUGCCGCUACACGGAAGGUGAUGAUGUCAGAGAAGGUGAAGAGCAAAAACCCUCAAACAGUCAACAGGAAGAAGACAGCGACUGUCCCAGAGACUCGGGCUGCUUCAUCCCGUCUGAAUGUUCCGACAGCAAAGAGGAAACAGAGCAGCUCACAGACGCAGUGGGCUCUUAAUCAGAUUGCUUAUCAGAUGGAUACUUAACUUCUGAGUGAUGACUGAUGUUCUGGACGUCAUCUUAAUUAUGUGUCACUUUAUUUAGAUAAAGAUCAAGUUGUAAGUUAUGACUUCUGUAUUUUUUUUUAUUAGGACAUGGUAUUAAAAAGUGAUAUUUCAGUGAUUAAAUAUCGCUUGUAUAUUUCAAAUUCUACAUAUUUGAGUGUUUCUCCAUAUAAAGCCUUUAUUUAUCAAAUCUGCAUCUCUUUGACCAUUUUCUUUAAAUCCAAUUUAACAUCCAGUGUAAUGUAUUUCUUUCCUGUGAUUGAGGGGACCUCUGUGAACUUGUGUUGUGUCAUGGUUCUAACAAUGCAGAAUCAAAGCUGGUCUAUAAUAUAUAGGUAAAGAUGGGUCUGUUCUUUGAAUGUGUGUGUCUGGAUCAGGGUGUGUGUGUGUGUGUGUGUGUGUGUGUGUGUGUGUGUGUGUGUGUGUGUGUGUGUGUGUGUGUGUGUGUGUGAAAGAGUCACUGUUCAGAGCAUUCAGCUGUUUUCACAAUUUUUCUUUAAAAGUUACUGUCAGCAUUUUUUUUCUUUGUCAUUCAGAAUUACAGAUUUUAUGUACAUAUAUCGAGUAUUAUAUGUGUUCUUGGUGAAAUAUGAUAUAUACUUCACAUUAUUACUGUUGAUGUUAUUGUUAUUAUAAUUGUUGCUACAUGAAUUAUAUCGUUUUGUAAGACUAAAUGUUCAAAUAAUAAAUACAAUAUUUUUUAUAACCAA